Pseudocercospora fijiensis CIRAD86 is the source of this 1449-nucleotide messenger RNA. RefSeq lists its product as uncharacterized. Lineage: Eukaryota; Fungi; Ascomycota; Dothideomycetes; Mycosphaerellales; Mycosphaerellaceae. The transcript is spliced from 19 exons. The coding region runs from base 1 to 1449 and encodes 482 amino acids. The record is from RefSeq and is a predicted model, not a curated record.
AUGAAUCUUCCCGAAUGCCUGCCAGAUCUCCAUGAACGAGGUGAGUGUCAAGUUGGCUUCGACUGCUGGGACAUGCUCGUGGUUGUACCAACCAGGCAGGCUAUAGCAGCACAGAGCAGCAAGGACGUUCCCAGCCACCGCGAGACUCUUCUUUGUAGCUACAAAACAUUUGGGCGCGUAUGCUGUGAAAGAUGGUGGAUGAUGAAGAUGGAGCGGACUGAUGUUUCGAUCGCCAUUGUCAGCGUGAGAGGAAUCGUUGGUCAGAUACAUACCCAGAUUUCCAGGUCCAGAGAGAGUCAGAGUCAGAGUCAGAGUCAGAGAGUCGCCGUCAUUGCCACCGCCGCUGCCGUCGCGAGAUCAACCACAAGAGAAGGGAAAGGGGAGGAUACAUACCCAGCACCAGCCGCCGCCAUCCGAGCCAUGACGCUCGGAGGCGACGGCGGAGGCGUUGGUGCCGUCGGAAGUCCUUCUGACGGCAUGUUGGUCAUGUCGUCAAUAUAUGUGCGGGCCAAAGCUCACUCACGCCUCAGCAUUCGUCGGAGCAGCUCCAUUAUGACUGGUAUGUGCUGGGCUGACCGAGAAGCACAGCAGGCUCACCAAGUACCACACCUCUCCAGGCUUAGUUCGGUAUCAUACUCGAGCAGCGCACCAGACGCAAACAGUGAGACGAGCGCAGACGCUAAGCUGGAGACUGCCAAUGGGCGUCUCCGAGAGCGAAGAAUGCUUUGGAUGACCCGCGAAUCUGUCUUGGCUGCUCGAGCCCCAUUGCAAUGCCAAUGGUUCAAGAGCCCAAUCUCUACUGUGCGCGCUCUCGCAAAAAUGCUACUCCGGUCCUGGCCACGCGGUACCUCCGACUAUCCGGAAUUCGGUACUGAUCCUCUCCCUGAGGCAAUCCACAAGAGCGUAGAUAUCUUUGAGGAUGUUGUCUGCUCACGCGCUGCAAUUGUUUCGCAGAAGCUCAUCGCGGAGUACAAACCUGGAUGCCACAAUCACCCAUUGCAAAGUGUAUUGAACCGAGAAGCUGUGGGUCCUUACUGGUUCCAGGAGUUGAGAAAGAGCUCAAGUUUUGGAGAUUUUACUGUUCUGCAUGGAUUUCAUCUACUCAAGGGACUGCCAGACCGGGGAAACUCCCCAAUGCUCCUCGCUCAGCAGGAAUUCUGCGAUUCACACGCCCAGACAUGGCGCAGCAGCAAACUUCGAACACCUCUUUCGCUUGCGAAUACAAAUGCCCUGGAUGAGUACGUCUUUUGGAUCUUCCAUAUACUCACUCAAGCAGAAAUCUAUACGCCCAGACUCCAGCAGUACAAAUUCACAAAGCGAUUAAAUGCAAUUCACCUACAACAAGCGCCUUCACUUCCCAGCCUGUUCUGGACUCUACUCCUCACACAUCUUCACACCGCGCCAACCAAGAUCACACUUGACUUAAGAUCACAACCACCGACGCAUUGA